AUGUUGCACAUCUCGCGCUCGACGCGAUUGUCGGUGGUGAUUGGCAUUUCAACUUGCUUCUUCGUCGGCGAGAUUUCGUUGGGCUUCUAUACCCAUUCACUCGCCUUGAUUGCAGAUGCUUUUCACUACCUGAAUGAUCUGUUGGGGUUUGUGGUCGCCCUGGUGGCUUUGAAGAUCUCGGAGAAGGGUGACUCCCCCAAGGGUCUUUCCUUCGGCUGGCAGCGUGCUCAACUGCUUGGUGCUUUCUUCAACGGAGUCCUCCUGUUUGCCCUCGGUAUCAGCAUCUUCUUGCAGUCAAUCGAGCGGUUCAUCUCCUUGCACCGCAUCGAAAACCCCGUGUUAGUCUUGGUAGUCGGGUGCAUUGGCCUGGGGCUCAAUAUCAUCAGCGCGCUGUUUCUCCACGAACAUGAUCAUGGCCACGCGCAUGGCUCCCCGUCGAUGUUUGAAGAUGAGUUGGCGCAUAUCAGGGAGUCUGACGAGGAUACAAUCCUCAAGCACCAUGAUCACAAACAUCCACGCUUCAAGACGUCAGUGCCUACACACUGUUACGAUCACGAUAGCCACGGGCAUGGUCACGGGAAUGGUCACGGGCACGACCACGGUGACCUGGGAAUGACAGGAGUCCUUCUGCACGUGCUGUGUGAUGCCGCCAACAAUCUUGGCGUCAUUGCUGCCGCUUUAGUGAUCUGGCUGGCGAAAUACGAUGGUCGCUACUAUGCUGACCCAGGCGUGAGCAUGGGGAUUGCAAUCAUGAUUUUCCUGUCAUCCAUUCCGCUAGUCCGAACCACCGGUCUGAUCCUACUGGAAAGUGCUCCGAACGAGGUCGACUUGAACGAUGUGCAGCAUGAUCUGGAAAAGGUGCCCGGCGUGCAUUCAAUCCACGAACUACAUAUCUGGCGCCUCAACCAGCGAAAAACUAUCGCAUCCGUGCACGUUGUCGUCUCUGAAUCCUCAGUGUACAGUUUUUUGAAAACUGCCAAGACAAUCAAUGAAUGUCUUCACGCCUACGGGAUCCACUCUGCCACCCUCCAGCCCGAGGCUUUGUCAGAAGCCGACACGACCUAUUCAGCCUCCGGAGAGGAGAGCCAGCGGUGCCAAGUCGUGUGCGGAACUGUGUGUGAAGCCCUGAGCUGCUGUGGAUGA
This is a messenger RNA of Penicillium canariense, 1143 nucleotides long. Its product is annotated as putative di-, tri-valent inorganic cation transporter. Gene Ontology annotation, molecular function: zinc ion transmembrane transporter activity. The record is from RefSeq and is a predicted model, not a curated record. The coding region runs from base 1 to 1143 and encodes 380 amino acids. The transcript is spliced from 9 exons. Gene Ontology annotation, cellular component: membrane. Lineage: Eukaryota; Fungi; Ascomycota; Eurotiomycetes; Eurotiales; Aspergillaceae. Gene Ontology annotation, biological process: intracellular zinc ion homeostasis; zinc ion transmembrane transport.